Messenger RNA from Cylas formicarius (sweet potato weevil), 5731 nucleotides. It is a transcript of the gene su(sable), whose product is annotated as protein suppressor of sable. Gene Ontology annotation, biological process: negative regulation of DNA-templated transcription. The transcript has 13 exons. NCBI's taxonomy places the organism in Eukaryota, Metazoa, Arthropoda, Insecta, Coleoptera, Brentidae. The record is from RefSeq and is a predicted model, not a curated record. Gene Ontology annotation, cellular component: nucleus. Gene Ontology annotation, molecular function: RNA binding; metal ion binding. The coding region runs from base 68 to 3709 and encodes 1213 amino acids.
AGUCGUUGGGCGUUGUCGCGAUAGGUUUUCCACUUGCAGGCCGAAACGUUGGCGAAAACUUGGCUAAAUGUUCGCACACGGAUAUUCCACGCGAAUUAGCUGCGGAAAAUUGCGAUUUAGCCCUGUUUUCGCCUGUUUCGUACACCACAAAGAGAACAUGCGUCGCUAUGACGUUUGUAUCCGCACACGUAACGAUUUCGUAAACAAUUCGGAAAGCAAUCGUCCCGCGGAUGAAACUCUUCCUGCCAAAACGGAGGAGGAGGAUCUGGAAGAUGGCGAAAUUGAGGACGACGAUGAAGAAAUUCCCGGGGCGGUCGCGCCCGAUCAAGCCGAUCAGGUGACUCCCGCGGUACCGCCCACAACUGCUUCGAAUCCCGAAUUAUCCCCGAGAAAAGCGGAACAGGCAACGGACGUAGUGCCCCAGGGCACGCCCGCCGAUAAACACGCCAAGGAGGCCAGAAGGGCGGCCAGACGGGAGGAGAAGGAGAGAUUGAGGGAGGAGAAGCAGGGAGGCCACCACAGACACAUGACGGAGGCGGAGAAGAGCAUCUUGCACCUGCGCAAAAGGGAGAAGAUGAUGCGCGAACGCGAAAAGUGGGAGAAGACGCACAGGAAGGACGAUAUCUUGGCUGACGACGAUUUCGCAAAACACAUUGAAAAAACGUUGGCGACAAUUUUGAAUAAAAAGGAAAAGGAAGCCGCUGCCACACCGAGUGGCGAAGAAGACAAAGUGGAGAAGAGGGGGAAGAAAAGGAAAAAAAAUCACGACCGAGACAAACACAAGAAACAAAGGCGUACCAUGAACAAUGACUCUCCUCGGUCCGAGAUCGACGAAAACGAAGUGCUGAACAUGCGGGGCGGAUCUCCCGGGUCCGAAAUGAGGUUACCCCCCAUCGGUAAUCCCCAAGACAAACCUUCCAGGUCCCCCUCUAAGUCCGAGGAGAGUUACGAUUCUGAAUACUCGACUGACGAUCACGUACGACCAGAGGACAGCGGCAGCCUGAAGGCGAAAAAGAAGAGCUCGCGGAACAAGAGGAAACGCGAGCACAAAGAGAGGAAUAAACGCGACAGGAGGCAGCAGCAACAGCUGCAGCAACAAGACCUCGGUCAGCCGCAACAGCAGGGCCAGAAGGUGCAAUUGCAGGACUCGCAGGGAGUAUGCGUGUUUUACAUGCAAGGCAAGUGUCAAAAGAGCGAUUGCCCGUAUUCCCACGAAGCGAGUCCGCCGAUGAAAUUGGAACUGUGCAAGUUUUACCUGAUGGAUUGCUGCGCCAAGGGCGAGAACUGCUCGUACAUGCACAGCGAGUUCCCCUGCAAGUUCUAUCACACGGGGUUGCAGUGCGCUCAGGGCGAUGACUGCAAGUUCGCCCACGGAGUCGCCUUAUCCGAUGGCCUCAAACAGAUUUUGUUCAAGCAUAUAGAGACCGCGCCUCGUGAUAUACUGGGCGGUUUCCCGCGAAUGUCUCGCGAGGAGGCGCUGAACCUGAUUAAUCUGACUCAGAAGAAGCUGCAGGAUCAGUACGGAGCCGCGACCCCUAGCGACGAUCAAACUGUGCCCAAGGAAGAACCUAAAGGUGGGAUACCCUCCUUGUUUGAUAUUAAUGUACCCGUGCCGCCAGAGUUAGCGCAGGGAUUCGAUUUCGAAAUAAAACCGCCAAAGAGUGAAAAAGGGCGUAGCAGACCUUCGAGAUGGCAUCAGGACAACGACUCGGGUCCAAGUUUCCCCCUGAAGGCUUUCAGCUACGGCAGCGAUCAAGACAUGAGGAUCAACAGUAACGGCGACAUCGAUAUGAGAACUUUGCCGACCAUACCGUCCUCCAGCCAGGGGACCAUGUUGGGAAGUUCCCAGUCCGUGUCCGCCACCUCUUCGCUCGAGUCGAACAGUUCUCUGAGCAUGGAGAGGUCCGUGAGCCCUUCAAGGCAAGACGUGGACAUAAGGACCAGUACGAUUUUUUCCAUGGACGUGGAUAUUAGGCACCCGUCCGUUUCUAGAUUUUCUCAAAUGGGCGACGUCGACAUCCGUCAAAUAAUCCCGAAGCCUUUCGACGACUCGUCGACCAAAGAUGGAGCCACCAAAGGCGAACCAAUAUUACCGAAUCUCGAUUUGCCACGGAGUACACUCGACCUGAUAGCGCGUAUAACGGCCAACCAGAAAGACCAUACUACGGCCGGUGCUCCGACUCAGUCUCAGUCAGUGUCCGCGACCGAUCAAGGUGAAGAAAGGUUCGAUUUGGACGACACCAACAUCAACUGGUAUUCCGACGACGACGACGAGGACGAAAACAGGUUGACCAUAAAAGUCGACGAAGAAGACAAGGUGAAAGAGCGAGAGGACGAAGGCAAAGAGGAGGAGAGCGAAAAGACCGAGGGUUAUCCGUCACCGGGUCCGAUCGAGCCGAACGACAUAGUCGGCAGGCUGGGAGACCUGUCCAAAAUCGACAUUUCCGCCGAAGUGACGAAACUUUUGAACUCGAUGAACCAGAGUCGCAAACCGGACGAUAUUUCCACCGGCGAGAGCGAAACGGCCUCCAAACCGCAGGAUCCGCGGAUCGCGAAGCAGGAGCAGGAGUCUUCGUUGCCGAGAGUGGACCCCAGGCUAACGACGGUCUCGGAUCCCAGGAAGGGAGCCAGGCGGGGUUCCUCCGAUAGUCAGGAGAGGGCGAAAAAAUCGGAAAAGGUCAGCAUCUACGAACAAGGCGGGCUCGACAUGCAGGCGGCACUAGAAAUCGAAAACGAAGACUUUAAAAGCGCGUUGCGGCCCGACAUCGACCUACGCAACCUCGCGCUACCCUUCAAGGGCAUGGAGAAUUACACGCCAGCUACCGAAAUCGACGCGAGUAUCAAUUCCCACCUGCCGAUCCAGUGGAAGUUGGCGAUCGUCGAGAUACCGCGACCGGACUACACCGGCCUAAAGCUCAGUAUAAACGACGCUGAAAAAACGGGAGAUCCGCGUCUCAGGAAACUGUUCCGGUUGAGCACGGAAGAAAAGGACAGCCCGAUGUCGCCCAAGGCGAGUCCCAAGGCCUCCGCCGGUGUUCGAGUGGAUCCCAGGUUACGGAAAACCGAAGAAAAGACGGCCGAUUCUCAGCAGCUGAACUACAGUCAGCAGCUGAGCAUGCUACAGUCUUCCCAGUUCUACCAAAGCCUGACCAGCAACCAGAAACUGAUGCUCAAUCAGGAACUGGCGUCGCGCUACGAUCAAACGGGCGGGGGCGGGUCCCACGACCCGUUGCUCAACUCGCUGCUCUCUAGCCUCAACAUAGUGUCGUCGGCAAACGCCCCCAUGAGCGUCGGUCCCGCGUUGUCCAUCCUGGCCACUCUGAACAAGAUGCCGGGUCCGAUGAUGGGUCAGCCGGGUCUUCUGGGCGCCGCCCCCGGCAUCCCCAACUUGCCGCCCGAUUUCCCCAUCAAUUUCGACCCGAGAAACGGUGGUCUGUUGGGCAACGCGCCCCCCCCAGUGUUCGGGGGCGGUUUCCCGCCCAUAGACCCCGGAGGCGGCGGCGGUUUCAACAGUUUCGGCGGUGACGACUUUUAUCCGUCGCCGAACGAGCCGCACCCGGGCGGUGGUGGUUUCAGGGGGCGAGGCAGGGGCGGUUUUCGGGACGGCCGCCGUCGCGGCAGGAAUUUCAACAACAACCGCAACCAAAGGAACUUUAAGAGUGGCGGGGGGCGGAACACCAGACCCAACAGGCAUCAUUCGCCCCCCUAAGGGGGGAAGUAAGUGGUUGGAGCGAAAUUGUGGUAGGUAGUGGGGAUGGGAGGGGCGUAGGAUCAGAGACGCGAUUUUUGGCGUGUUUGGCCGGAUCGAGAUCGGGCACACAACGAACAUGGAAUUGUAUAUUUUUGUAAUUUUCGAAGAUGACGAUUUCGGUUAGUUCUUCAACUUUUUUUUUUGGUCUUCUUUUUGGAAGGGAAACAUCUGCAAAGGUUUGAAAUAAGGGUCGUGGAUCUUUUUCUUCUAUCAGCGUCUAAUACCCUACGUAGCAGCGGCUAUUUCGAUUGGUAACUGUCAAACGAACUGAUUUGUCGGGCCAGCGUUUUAGUACUUUUAUACUUUCACUCGCAUAUACUUUCGAUAAGUAUUAAAAUUGAAGAUGAAACAACGAGUUAAGAGUCUUUUAUUAAAAACAUAAUCUUUUUUUUUUCAAAUUAUUUAACAGCCUUCGUGGUCGUUCUUCGAUAGUGUACUACUCCUAUAACCUAUAAAUUUUUAAAUAUUUUAUAUUUAACUAUUGACUAUUAAUAUUUGUAGAUUAUAUUUUGAUUUACUCUUUACUCGUUGUAUGAUUUCAAAUUCUAAUAAUUACAAUUGAAUAGUACGUAGUUUGAAGAGUGAAGCAUAAAAUAUGGCCAUUUCAAUAGUUCUAAACCCCCUAUAUAGUGAUGACAAUAUAGUUCUUUUUGCGUGGCGUAUUCAGGCGUUUUGUAAAUGGUAUAAUUUUUAAUAUACGAACUGAUGUUAUAUUUUCUAACAUCCUGUAUAUUUUUUAAGAAUUUGUAUGCGCUUAUCAUACGGUUAUUAUUAUUUAAUUCCCGUCCACCAGCGCCAAGUCAUUUUUUGCAAAAUUUUGGAAUUUUUCUUUGGACAUUCUUGCGGAUAAUCGUCUGGAACGUAGAUCCAUAAUUCAGUGGCGUACUCAGAUUUUUUAACUAAAGUGUAGGGAAUAUUUUCAAAAAUACAUUAUACUUUUGUAACCAUGGAAAAAUCUUUUUUUUUUUCAUAAUAAUAAAAGUUUAUUUUCUAAAAUGUCAAUGUGAAUGUGAAUUAAAAUUUUUGAAAUCCUCGCUUCAGCCAGGAUUUCAAAAAUUUCCUAUAACAUAUACAUUUGUUUGUUUGUUUGAAUAUCCUCGAUUCGGGUUUCAUUGCCUGUAAGGUCCUACAACUAGUAAAGACAUCUUUCGAUUUCGUUCGUAUCUUAACAAUUAUGCCUUUUUGUAAAAAAUGUGAGUAAGUUUCCGUUUUGAUCGUUUUGAAAUGAAAAGUGAGCACAGUAUUUAUAUAACACUUUUAAAUAGACGCGAAUAAUUAAAAAAUUACAGAAAAGUUGAACAGAAAAUCGGUUUGUUUGAAUCCCAAAGGUUGACAGCUCUCAAAAAAAGGCCGACCAACUUCACCUAAUAUAGCUGUUUUUUUUUUCUACCCUACCCGAUUUCGAUGUUUACCUUCCGAAUCGUAACGAAUAAACAUAAAUCACCAGCAAUAAUCGUCAGCGAUGUAAUUUAUUUAAUUUUUUUCGUCAAUUUUUAAGACAAAAUAUUCUAGUGCCAAUAUUAGUGUAAAUCGUUAAAAUGUGCAGGGUUUCCGCAUACACCAGAUAGAAUCGUAAAUGUAUAUAAGUUUAUCCGGAAGACUGAUAGUAAUCGCGAAAGUAUAUAUAUAUAUUUUUUUAAUUUGCGGCUAAGAAAAAUCAGGAUCGCUUCCAUUUAUAGUAAAUAUUUUUGCGGCGACACCCUGUACAUGGCGGAUUUUUUCGUUCCCCGAACCCAAGACAGAUGGCGCCGAGUGUAAAUAACGAAUGUUUUUUUUUUCUUCCAAGAGUUGUAAUCCGUAAUAUUUAUUUUUGUUAUCGAAAGGCGAAGCUGCAGUGUGUGUGUGAGCGUAAGCUAUUAAGCUAUUAAGAUAUUUUUCUACUCGGUGUGCAGUGAGUCUUGAACAAAACGAUUAGACGCGUUCGUAGAUUGCAGUAAAGGCAAAGUUGUAUAUAUUGUGUAUAAAAAAUAAACCUUUUUU